Molecule: messenger RNA, 2960 nt
Organism: Uranotaenia lowii
Lineage: Eukaryota; Metazoa; Arthropoda; Insecta; Diptera; Culicidae
Exons: 2
Coding region: 15-1025 (336 amino acids)
Molecular function (GO): zinc ion binding; nucleic acid binding
Source: RefSeq, a predicted model, not a curated record
UUUCAGUAGGAUUGAUGUUAAAACAAAAUGGCUUUACGAAAGUGAUAAUGGACAUUCGAAAGAUUGGUCGCUCAAAAGUACUAGUGUACUUCGAAGAAUGGCAGGCAGCAAAUAGGCUGGUGAACUGCCGAAAUCUGUCCCUGAAGAAUUAUGUAGCGUACAUACCGAGGGGUUUCGUAACUGUAAAGGGUGUAAUAGGUGGCAUUCCGGAUGACAUAGACAUCACGGAGCUGACAAACGAAAUCGAGUCCAGCAAAGACAUCGUGGAGAUCUUCCGAAUGCAUCGAAUGGUAAAUAAGGAAAAGGUCGCAACAAAAAAGGUAGGUCUAGUAUUUCGUUCUAACAAGCUUCCGGAUUCGGUCCGAAUAUAUGCGGUAAACAUGAGGGUGGAGCCUUAUAUCAACAGAACAGUUAUGUGUUAUGCCUGCUUACGGUAUGGCCACAUAGCGGACAACUGCAAGGGAAAGAAGAGGUGUAUAAAUUGCGGAGAUGCGGAAGGUAAAGAGCAUGACAGCAAAAAUUGUGGUAACAUAACCAAAUGUGUGCACUGUAAAGAAAACCAUAAAGCAUCUGACCCUAAGUGCCCUGAACGAGCGAAACAGGCAGCCAUUAAAAAGUUAAUGGCAUGCCAAAACCUAACCUAUCAGGAGGCGAAAGAUGAAUUCAAGUUGGAGGUUCGAAAUGGGUUUGACGUACUUUCCAACAUGAGGGAAUUCCCCAGUAUAUAUGAGAGUUUCGCAUCAGUGACUGCAAAAAACGGAAACAAUGUUUCAAAACAACAAAUACAACCCAAAAAGUCAAUGGCAUCUACAAAUACAUAUGGUGAAAGCAGUAAACAAUCCGUUAGGUCAAAUGUACAGUACAAUCAAAAACCGAAAAAAAAUCCCAACAAUCUUGAAGAAGCAGGUCACAGUUUCUCACAAACAAAGAAAAGAAAAACCUCAACGUCACACGAAAACGAGGAUACAGAAAUUCAGGAGCAAAUGCCAGUACAAAAAUAUUUGGAACUGCGCAAACGAUGGUAGCAACGAACAACGAAGAUGGGCGCCUGAUGAUGACAGAAGUCUUGAAAGAGAUGGGUAAACUGUUGGGACACAACGAACAGGGUAUCGUGUUUAAAUCGCAAAAUAAUGAUGGCCUUCAAAAUAAUACAACAUAACAUACAGAGUCUAAAUAAAAAUAAAAUCGAGCUAUCACAUGAGCUUAAUGUUAAAAAGUAUGACGCAGCUUUACUGUCAGAAAUUUGGGCAAAUCAAGAUAAACUUAACUCUCUUAAUAUAAGUGGGUACCAUAAAAUUUUGAAACCAAGAAAUACUACUUUGGGCGGUGGUGUAGGAAUAUAUAUCAGAAAUGUCUAUAACUACAAAAUGUACCAACUUAGCUCUGAUGAACUUUUUGAAGUAAUUGGGAUCGAGAUACCAAGUAAACAAAUAAGUUUGAUAUCAAUAUAUGUAAAUCCAAGAAUUUCUAGUAAUGAAUUGGAACUUAGAUUAAACAAACUAUUAGAUGAAACAAGGAAUAUAAAAGGGCUUGUUAUAGGUGGUGACUUCAAUUCACACAAUAUUAGUUGGGGAUGUAACAAUACAAACAACAAAGGAAAAAUACUAUACGAUCUUAUCAGCACUACAAACCUGUUAAUUCUAAAUGAUGGUAGGAAGACCUACAUACCAGCUUCUUUGAAUUUUACACCGAGUGCCAUAGAUUUGACUCUUUGUACUCCAGAUAUUUUCAACGGAAUUUUAUGGAACGUAUUAGAUCAUAGUCUAGGAGGAUCAGCACACAUGAUUGUGGAAAUAGAGAUUCAACAAAAAACCUCGAAAAAGAAAAGACGUAUAGUAAAUACAAAAGAUCUUAACAGAGCAAUAGCAUCCAUAGCACCGGAGGACUUUAACAAUCUGAAAGAGUUAGAGUCAAUUGUUAUGACUACGAUAAAUCAAAAUAGUUGCAUAAGCUCAUUAACCCCCAAAUAUUAUUGGAGUCAAGAACUUAACGAACUCUACAAAAAUAAACAAGUAUGCAGAAGAAUGUAUAACGGUUUGUCAAACGAAACCAACCUGUUAUCAAUGCUCAAAGCAAAUGCAAAGUUCCUUAAAGCUAAAAGAAUUCUUAUGAGAGAAAAACUGUGUGAAAUUACCAAAAAUAUAGACCCAAGAAACUCAAAAGCUAAUUGGAAAUUAGUUAAAAACCUCAAAUACCAUCAUAACGAUAGAACAAAAAAUAACGAAAUAUUGACAUCUUCAGAAAAAACGAAUGUAUUCCUAAAUCACAAUUUCGGCACCUCACAAGUAGGUUUGGUCCCAAUUGAAUCUCCCAUACAAAUAGAAGAACCGAGAAAACUUUUGACAUUAGAGUCAUGGAAUAACAUAUUACAGACGAAAAAAAAACGCUCUGCACCAGGAACGGACAAAAUCACAUAUGAAACGUUGCGAUGUUUAGACCGCAGUGUGAAGGAUAAGAUAGUGAACGACAUGAACUCAUAUUUCAAUUCAGGUACAUUGCCCCAUCAUUUAAAAACCAUUAAAGUGGUUCCUAUCCUUAAACCAGGGAAGGAUCCUAGUAAUCCCGAAUCCUACAGACCGAUUUCUUUACUAUCAACUCUGACCAAAUCUACUAACACAGCGGUAUUAAAAUUAUUGCAACAACAUACCGAGGAGAACAAAUUACUCCCGGCUUUAUCCUUUGGUUUUAGGUCAGGAAAAUCGACGGAAGAUUGUUUAGCUUUCGUAACCAACCACUUAAUGGAAGGCAAAAGAAAUCAAAUUAUAAGUAUUGCAGUAUUCUUUGAUUUCAGUAACGCAUUCAACGCGGUAAAUGUAGAAAAGCUGAACACGAGGCUCACAGAAAUGUGUUUCCCCUCAGAUUUGAACACAUGGGUGAAGAACUUCCUAAAUAACAGAGAACUGACAAUAAAAACAGAUCAAGGUCAAGUCACAAAGACAGUCUCAACGGGAUUACCUCAA